AUGUCGACGACGACAAGCUUACAUCCCGCCGACUUGUGCUAUCCUGUUACAGCUCGCUUCGGUGGUGGCCAUGACCCGCGAUACGAUAGCCGCGACUAUUUGCAUCUUCGAUCAGGCUACCAAGUACGAGUCUUCUCGGUACUGAUCCGAUUGUCACUUCGAAGUCAUAAAUUCAACAUGUUCUCUCGUUCAUUCUUCCUCGCUUUGGCUGCCACCUCGCUUUCACUUGUGAGAUCCGACUCUGACGCCAUCUGCUAUUCCUUUGGUGUAGACUUUGUCGAUGAGGGAUCUUACUUCAUCAACUCUCAGUCGACCGAGCAAUUCACUGCCGUCUCCUACUUUCAAGGAUGCAACGACGAUAUAGCAGAUGUUCUUUUCGUCGACCCUGACAAUGAUGAGUAUCUAUGUUCUCAAAUACCCACGGUCCCAGAGAACAGCAAUCAACUGUCAACAUGUCCCAUCAAGAAAAACCAAAUGACGUCUGGCCAUUGGCUACUACUCAUACUGGGAAAUAAUGGCGACGAUGGCCAACCAUUUGCUUGGCAGAGAGAUUUGUAUCUCACUGUUGGCACUCAAAUUACCACCACCAUGACACCGACAAUGACAGUUAGCAUCCUUACCACGCCUACUGAAACAAAAACCAUUACGACUACUUCAACAGAUGUCAUUACAACCGGCCCCUUCUCAACUGUCAUUGUCCCAACUGGAACAGCAAAGAAAACCAAGACCAUUACACCCAAUGCAGUCACCACAACAUCCACCAAGACCAUGACGAAGACCAAGCUGUCCCUGACCAUCCAAAACAGCAAGACCACCAAGACUGUCACAGCAACUUGCACAACUCCCGGCCACAACGCAAAGCCCGACAAGCCAUGCGAGUACUCGCCAACGCUCCUCCACCCCGCUGCUCUCGUCACGCCCACCAUCAUCCCCAAGAUGCAUCGAUUCAUGCGAAAGUCUGACCGCCUGGUCGACUACGAAUGGGCACGCGCCCGUGUCGAGGCCGCCAAGCAAAGACGCGCAGAGGGCAACCACCUUCAGCGCCGUGCUCCUGAUGCGCCUACCACGACCACGACUCUCGAUACCCCCGUCACCACUACGACUACCGUUGUUGCUGCAGCGAUUACAACAACCGAGUCUGUGCUGGCUACUGCAACUACUACAUCUACUCUUCCCGCACCCACUGUUCUCUCUGGCAUCUUCACAAACACAGUCACGCUGCCAACACCGACGAAGACAAAGUUGCAGUUUGGCUAUGCUACUACGACCAAUAUUAUCACGCUGGGUGCUACUUUCACCAAGACGACGACAGUGACUCCUUCCGCCACUCUGACUGCAUGUAAGAAGGAAGGUGGACAUUUCUGGAGACUCUAG
Messenger RNA from Plenodomus lingam JN3, 1374 nucleotides. RefSeq lists its product as uncharacterized. NCBI's taxonomy places the organism in Eukaryota, Fungi, Ascomycota, Dothideomycetes, Pleosporales, Leptosphaeriaceae. The record is from RefSeq and is a predicted model, not a curated record.